Molecule: messenger RNA, 797 nt
Organism: Kockovaella imperatae
Lineage: Eukaryota; Fungi; Basidiomycota; Tremellomycetes; Tremellales; Cuniculitremaceae
Product: Rhodanese-like domain-containing protein
Exons: 3
Coding region: 24-566 (180 amino acids)
Cellular component (GO): mitochondrion
Molecular function (GO): thiosulfate-cyanide sulfurtransferase activity
Source: RefSeq, a predicted model, not a curated record
UUUCUUGUAAACUCAUCACAACGAUGUCAACCAUGCGAGCAGCCAGUCAGGCUCUCAGAGCGACCGUCUCAAGUGCUCGACAAGCAUCUUCGAGGUCAUAUAUCCUCCCUGCUGCUCGUCCUACAACAGCACUCCAAAGCAGACCCGCGCCGGUCCUCGGAAUCCGGUUCAAGUCCACCUCGAGCGAUUGGGCGAAGAAACCGACCAUCACUUAUGAUGAAUUGAAGCCUAUCACCAGGCAACCGACCGAUGAUGUCCUCAUCAUUGACGUUCGUGAACCAGACGAGGUCAUGCUAGGGUCCAUCCCCUCUUCCGUCAACCUCCCUAUGUCAGAGAUCCAACAGGCCCUACAGAAGAACUAUGACGCAUCCGAUUUCAAGAGGAAAUUCUUCUUCUCCAAACCCUUGCCAGGACAGAAUAUAGUGUUCUACUGUCGGUCCGGAAAGCGAGCGGGGACAGCCGCGGAGAUCGCAGCAGAGAAUGGGUACAAGAAUGUCAGGAACUACGUGGGAAGUUGGCAGGAUUGGUCAAAGCGGGAGGGCUUGGAGGGAGAAGAUGAUGAUUAGGUGGCGGAUCCAAGAUCCGCGGGACCUGCUCGGGUCUCUCUUGCAAUCUAUGGACCCGUAUUCCGCUUCUGCGCACCGCUAGUAGAACUCCUACCUGCAACCGACAAACACCCUCCAAGAAUCGUUGGUUCACCACGAAGAGUCAAACCUCAUACAUUAUAACAAAAACUUCGUGUAUGUAUGCGUACGUGAAAAUGCCGUGUAUGCAAAUGCGCAACCAGCCAUUGGGGC